UAAUAGGGAAAUCAUUUAUAUUUGUGUUGAGGAUGGAGAGGUGAGGAAGGCAAUGAUUCAGACAGGGCGGAGGACACAUCUCAUUCUCUCCACCAAUCCAAUAAUUUCUUUAAUCUACCUUCUCACUUUCCCACUCCUCUUAUAUUAGUACUAUUAAGUCUCCCUCUCCUUUAACUCAACAAUCCAGCCACCACCACCACUACUACUAUUCAUUCCUUGUUUCUCACUCAAAAAUUUCAAAUUUCUAAAUAUUAAUUAAUCAAUCCUUCAUUUGUCAAAUAUGCGAAGCAUGGUAAGCAGCUCUGCUUCGUCACGAGGCAUUGCUGCCAUCGUUGGGGUGGGCCCCAAUCUGGGACUAUCAAUCGCCCGCAAAUUCGCUCACGAAGGCUACACGGUGGCCAUCCUUGCUCGCGACUUAGGGAGGCUGUCGAGAUUUGCGGAGGAGAUAGCACGGGAAGAGAAGUCGCAGGUGUUCGCGAUUCGAAUCGACUGCUCUGACUCAAGAAGCGUAAGGGAGGCCUUCGAAGGAGUGCUGUCCCUCGGAUUCGUCGAGGUCCUUGUCUACAAUGCUUACUAUCAUCCACUCCAAAACACCUCCUUCCACGACCUCCGCCUAGACUCCUUCCAGAAAUCCCUUGCUGUUUCUUCCAUUGGCGCCUUUCACUGCGCUCAACAGGUGCUGCCGGGCAUGGUGGAAAGAGGAAAGGGCACGAUUCUCUUCACUGGCUGCUCCGCUUCUCUAAACGGCAUUGCUGGAUACUCUGAAUUAUGCUGUGGGAAAUUCGCAUUGAGAGCACUAUCGCAAUGCCUGGCGAGGGAAUUUCAACCUCAGGGAGUGCACGUAGCCCAUGUUAUCAUAGAUGGUGUUGUUGGCCCACCCAGAGGGCAAACGGCGUCGUCUCAAGAAAGAAUAGUAGCAUCAUCAUAUGGGGAGUUAAGUAGCAGUAACAGUGGAGUAGUAGUAGGAAGUGGAAUUGUUGAUGGAACAAUAAUGGACCCAGACACGCUGGCUCAAACCUACUGGCACUUGCACAUUCAGGACCGAAACGCUUGGACCCAAGAAAUGGACCUACGAUCUUCUUGCGCUAGAUUCUUCUAGCUACCUCCUCCAUACAUCAAUCAACAAUUAUUAUGUAAUUUGUCUUUCUUAAUCACCUUCAUUUUCUUCUGUCAUCAAUCAUUGCUUCAUCAUCAUAUAGUAUAUCUAUCAAGAGUUAAUUUGUGACGUGUCUUACUUUUAGUUUCUCUCACAUUUAUUCAUGAAAUUGGAACUACUUAUAUACUCAGCAUGCUGUGUGUACAAAUUAAAGAUUGUGUGGAGUCAAAUGUCAAAACUCCUCCAAAGUAA
Molecule: messenger RNA, 1348 nt
Organism: Arachis duranensis
Lineage: Eukaryota; Viridiplantae; Streptophyta; Magnoliopsida; Fabales; Fabaceae
Exons: 5
Coding region: 281-1099 (272 amino acids)
Source: RefSeq, a predicted model, not a curated record